Molecule: messenger RNA, 4317 nt
Organism: Bacillus rossius redtenbacheri
Lineage: Eukaryota; Metazoa; Arthropoda; Insecta; Phasmatodea; Bacillidae
Product: zinc finger and SCAN domain-containing protein 10-like
Exons: 4
Coding region: 236-1150 (304 amino acids)
Biological process (GO): regulation of transcription by RNA polymerase II
Cellular component (GO): nucleus
Molecular function (GO): DNA-binding transcription factor activity, RNA polymerase II-specific; RNA polymerase II transcription regulatory region sequence-specific DNA binding
Source: RefSeq, a predicted model, not a curated record
GCUUCGUUGCGACUAUUUCUGUAUCUACAACUCCAGCAGCUUGGUAUUCAGUGCUUCUCCUUGCGUCGAGCUACUCUCCAGUGUGAUCCGCUUGGAGAACGCCUGUCUGCCCUCUGGAGUCCUGCACCGUUCCUCUUCGAUUCCGGUUCCUGUGUGCUGUACGGCGUUCCAGCCCUCCUCGUUGUGCGUGCGUGCAGUACACACAGAGUCGUUCCUGUGUUCUUCUGACUUCAUCAUGAAGAGGACUGCGUCCAUGGCCGAGCCCUCGACAUCGGGAGCCGUCCAGCCCUCGACAUCGGGGUCAGCACAGGUAUGUGCACCAAAACCACCAGGGAAUGGGUGUGCUUUCUGUGGCAAAUUGUUUUCAGCUAGCCGUAGUGCUAGACGGCACGAGAAAGUGUGUGCAGCUAAUCCUGGCUGUAAUGCAGCAAGCCAAUAUCAUAUCUGCGGUAUGACACUAAGCCGCAAAGAUAGUUUGGCUCGUCACAUCAGAACAUGCGAGGGCACCAUCGAGCACAGCACAGGCUUGAGGUGCAUUCACUGCGGGCAGCAAUUUGAACAUAGCCACCAUGCCAGACGCCACGAGAAGAGCCAGUGCUCAUUCAAUCCUGGAUGUAUUAGCUAUAAAUGCAUAAAGUUCCAGGGCGAAUUCACACGUAAAGAUAAUCUGUUUGUGCACAUCAAGACGUGCAAUGGCCUGGCUCCCAAGAGAUGUCGCACGGCCGAGCCCUCUGGCCUGCAACAGCCCGGCCCCAGCACUCGUCCGCAAUACGUGGCGAGUGUGCCCGACCAGGCACAGCGAGACUUGGAGGCGCAAGUGCCUGACCAGGCUCAGGUUGACUUGGAGGCAGGCGGUACCGGGUUCGUUGAGGCAGAGAGCGCGUUCCGCAGAAAUUUAAAGACCUUAGUGGCAGUCAACAAUGGUGCGACAAAAGACAUUUGCACGUACCUGGGCGAAAUGAAAAAUAACUUGAUAAAUCGCAUUUCCCAGGAAGUACGUGAAAAUGGCCCAGUGAAGUUCAAUGUAUGGCUUGAAUGUGAUUAUGCCAAGCCCGCUCCCUUCGAUGAAGGUGUAGACAAGAGGGCGUUCAAGACGAAGAAUAUACCCAUCUACGAAGAGAGCGACAUUGAAGAGGCAGUAACAGAAUGAAUUGAGAAAAUAUGUAGGGAGGAAGACGAAUAUGUCAGUAAAGGCUCGGGGUGGACUCUGUCUGCAGUAAAGAAAAUUCAGCUCCGUUUCAACAAGUUAGUGCCUCUUCGAGUCUCCUCCUACAUUGAUCUGCUUGCUGUCAUCAAGAACCGUGAAGCGUGCAUAAACCCUAAGAACCUGGAAGACAACGAGUGCUUCAAGUGGGCCAUACUGGUGCGGUACGUGGAGGGGGUGAGUCCCCAACAUGUGGACAAGCACUACAUUGAGCUUGAAAACAAAUUUGAUUUUUCAGGAUUGGAGUUCCCUACCCCCCUCCACCAAAUCAAAGUAUUUGAGAGGAACAAUCUCGAAGUGUCUGUCAACGUCUACAACAUUGACGAGGACAACAAGAUCGCGCCAAUGCGUGUGGGGAAGGAAGAAAAACGUCAUCAUUUCGACCUCCUGUUGCUAACGUCCGAAGAUAGGAACUCUCAUUUCUGCUAUAUUAAGAACUUCUCAAGACUCGUCAGGCCUCAGAUCACUGCCCAUGACCACAAAAUCCAUGUCUGCAAGAGAUGCUUCACGUACUAUCACGAUUUGACACGAGAUUCGGGGCUGACAGGGCAGCAGUGUCUCGACGCGCACAAGAAAUUCUGCAACACCCAUGCUCCUGUGCGCGUCGAGAUGCCGAAGCCAGACAAGAACGGCCAGCCCCCUGUCAUGGAAUUCAAAAACUAUCACCACAUGACAAAGAUGCCCAUCGUCGUAUACGCAGACUUUGAGGCCAUGCUCGUGUCCAUCUCAUCAUGCCAGCCGGACCCCCAGCAAUCAAGCACACAGGCCUACCAGAAGCACGAAGCUUAUAGUUAUUGCAUAUAUGUCAAGGUGGAUAAUGAUGUGAUCCCAGCCACACUCACCACCUCGCUGCCGCAAGAGCCGAUGCUAUACAGGGGUCCCGAUGCUGAAGCAAAAUUCGUGGAGGACAUAGUCAAUAUUGGGAAUCAGGUGAAGGAAAUAUACGAGACGAGGCUGCCCAUGACGUCGCUGACGGCUCAAGGGUAUGCCAGAUUCACCGCAGCCCAACAGUGCUGCUACUGUAAUACAGUAUUUACGGCUGAUAAUUAUAAAGUCAAGGACCACGACCACUUCAGUGGAAAGUACCUUGGUGCCGCCUGCAACAGCUGCAACCUUCUGCGCAGGCGACCCAAGAAGCUUGUUGUGUACUUCCACAAUCUGGGCUAUGAUGAGAAGUUCAUCAUCAAGAAACUGGGCUACGACAACAAGGAAAUAUUCAUGAUUCCCCACACGCAGGAAAAAAUGAUAACAUUUUCGAAAAGUCAGGGCGAAAAAUUCUCCGUACAGUUUAUCGAUACUUUCAGGUUCAUGGCUCACAGUUUCGCGUCCCUUGCAUCGUACCUGCCAGCCGACAAAUUCAAAGAGACUUCAAAGUAUUUCACAACAGAAGAAAUGUCCCUCGUCACGAGAAAGGGUAUAUUCCCUUAUGAUUAUGUUUCCAGCUGGGAUAAACUGGACGAGCCACAACUGCCUGCAAAGGAAGAUUUUUACAAUAUAUUAAAUGACAGCAAUGUCAGCGCUGCCGAUUACGAGCAUGCGCAGGCAGUGUGGAACAAGUUCGGCUGUGUGACCCUGGGUGACUACAGCGACGUAUAUUUAAAGACGGACGUGCUGCUUCUUGUAGACGUUUUCAAGAACUUUCGUCAGCUCUGUCUCGACACGUACGGGCUUGACUGCAGUCACUACGUCAGUUCCCCAGGGUUCACGUUCGACGCAAUGUUGAAACAGACGCAGGUACAGCUGGAGUUGAUGACCGACUACGAUAUGUACAUGUUCGUCGAAGCUGGGAUCAGGGGCGGGGUGGCACAAGUGGUCAAGCACCACUGCAAGGUCCAACAACGUCUGCCUUCCCCGCACCUACGAUCCCAGCCAGUCGUCGAAGCACAUACUCUAUCUGGACGCCAACAACCUCUACGGAUGGGCCAUGUCGUUGCCGCUGCCAGUCAGAAGCUUCAGGUGGGUGGGCACGGACAUUGACGUGAUGUCGAUACCUGACGAGGGGCAGACGGGCUACAUCCUUGAAGUCGAUGUAGAGUAUCCGUCUGCCCUCCACGAGGACCACAAAGAUCUGCCGUUCCUCCCCGUCAACAAGUGCCCGCCCGGCUCGAGUCAAACUAAAUUAAUGACAACUUUCGAGCAUAAGGAAAAUUAUUUAAUUCAUUAUAGAAACCUGAAGCAAGCUCUCCAGCACAGACUGUGAAUUAAGAAGGUACACAGAGUCCUGGAAUUCAAGCAGCGUGCCUGGAUGAAGUCCUAUAUUGAAAAAAAUACAUUUAAGGGACAACAUGCUAGCAAUGACUUUGAGAAGGAGUUUUUCAAGCUGGCAAAUAAUUCCUGCUUUGGCAAGCUUAUAGAGAAUAAAUUCAAGCGGCAGCGUAUGGAACUCGUAUGCAGCGAGGCGAGGCUCCGAAAAGUGAUUAUCAAGCCAGCGUUCCAGGACCAAACCAUUUUGGACGAAGACUUGUCGCUAAUAAAACUCCAACAUGAGAAAAUUUAUCUUGAUCGCCCUAUAUAUGCGGGGUUCUCGGUUCUGGACUUGUCCAAGACAUUGAUGUACGAUUUCCACUAUGAUGUGAUGAAGACAAGAUAUAAAAACAACAUCACGCUGGUGUACAUGGACACGGACAGUUUCAUCUACGAAAUCAAAACGCGCAAUUUCUACCAGGACCUGGCCGACGACUCUGCGCUCAUGAGUGUAUUUGAUACGAGCGCGUAUCCCAUUGACCACCCCUGCUACUCACCCACCAAUAAAAAAGUGGUGGGUAAGUUCAAGGAUGAGUGCAAUGGCAUGGUGAUGGAGGAGUUUGUCGGCCUCAGAGCUAAAUUAUAUAUGUACAGAUAUGGGGAAACGAUUACAAAGAGAGCAAAAGGAAUUCAGAAAUGUGUAGUGAAAAAUAAAAUAUUAUUUGAAGAUUUUCUCGAGGUCCUGGAGCAGCACACCGAGAAGCGUGUAAACGUCCGGUCCAUAAGGUCGCACCAAAUGACAUUAUAUACAGAAUGUACGAAUAAAUUGGCACUCUCAUGGCACGAUGAUAAGCGGCGAAUAUGUGAUGAUGGUAUACACACAUUACCAUAUGGGUACAAUGGUUAAUGUUAUUUUAACAAUACCGCAG